UCCGCCCGAAUCUCUUCCUCUGCUCCAAUAUGGUGGACGAGGCUACUCGCCGGGUAGUGUCUGAGAUUCCCCUGCUGAAGACUGGGGCGAGUCCCAGGGAUAAGGAGCUGUGGGUGCAGCGGCUGAAGGAGGAGUACCAGGCCCUCAUUAAGUAUGUGGAAAACAACAAGAGAGCAGACAAUGACUGGUUCAGACUGGAGUCUAACAAGGAAGGCACGAGGUGGUUUGGGAAAUGCUGGUACAUACAUGACCUCCUGAAGUAUGAGUUCAAUGUCGAAUUUGACAUCCCAGUGACCUAUCCCUCCACAGCUCCAGAAAUCGCCAUUCCAGAGCUUGAUGGCAAAACAGCCAAAAUGUACAGGGGAGGAAAGAUCUGUCUAACAGAACAUUUCAAGCCAUUGUGGGCACGUAACGUUCCGAAAUUUGGGUUAGCACAUCUCAUGGCAUUGGGGCUAGGUCCUUGGCUGGCUGUUGAAAUUCCGGAUCUGAUCAGCAAGGGGCUUGUAGAACACAAAAACAAAUGAUGAAGCGGUUUCAAUAGAUCGUCCAGCAAGUCCGUGUGCCUCCAAAAUAAAUAGGAACUUUUAUCUUUAAAUAUAAGGCUUUGAUUCCAACAUGGGAUUGUGCCCAUAAUAUCUGGUUACCACACCGUCUGUGUCCUUGUACAAGAUGGAAAAGGGGAAUAUGCCACCAUUUUAGUUAAAGAAAUAAUACCAUCUU
This is a messenger RNA of Pelobates fuscus (common spadefoot toad), 720 nucleotides long. It is a transcript of the gene UFC1, whose product is annotated as ubiquitin-fold modifier conjugating enzyme 1. Gene Ontology annotation, molecular function: UFM1 conjugating enzyme activity. The transcript is spliced from 6 exons. Lineage: Eukaryota; Metazoa; Chordata; Amphibia; Anura; Pelobatidae. Gene Ontology annotation, biological process: protein K69-linked ufmylation. The record is from RefSeq and is a predicted model, not a curated record. Gene Ontology annotation, cellular component: cytoplasm. The coding region runs from base 30 to 524 and encodes 164 amino acids.